Aegilops tauschii subsp. strangulata is the source of this 2743-nucleotide messenger RNA. Its product is annotated as pre-mRNA-splicing factor ATP-dependent RNA helicase DEAH10. NCBI's taxonomy places the organism in Eukaryota, Viridiplantae, Streptophyta, Magnoliopsida, Poales, Poaceae. Gene Ontology annotation, cellular component: nucleolus; intracellular anatomical structure. Gene Ontology annotation, biological process: positive regulation of transcription by RNA polymerase I. Gene Ontology annotation, molecular function: double-stranded RNA binding; helicase activity; ATP binding. The record is from RefSeq and is a predicted model, not a curated record.
UACAGCUCCAAGCUCCAAAGCCCGCCCGAGCAGUCGUCUCUACCCGCCCUAACUCGCCGCCUGGUUCCGUGGCUCGCCGUCGACUCUACCCGCCCUGCCCUGCCCUGCGAAACCACGCCCAGCCGGCAGCCCGCAGCCGCCCAGACCGCACUCGGCAGUCGACGCCCGGCGCCCGUCGUCGCGCACCCGCAGAAGGCACGCAGCCAGCCGCCCAGCCCGAUUUGAGGGUGGACCACCCUGUUUCAAAAUCAUAGAUCCGCCACUGCUGAGGCCCUACACUUCCUCCUCCCCGUCGCCGGCGCAGAAAAAAAAUCCGGCGAGCUAGCACUGCAUGCCUGCCGUGGCGAGCUUCAGGGCCCGGGCGUCUGCGCCAGCACCAGAGAUGCCGUCCUUCUCUUCUGGCGCUUCUCCGCAGAAGCAGCAGCAUAACGCGCGGAGGAAGCAGCUGAUUCGUCAGCAGAGGAAGUCGCUUCCCAUCGCGUCAGUGGAGAAAAGACUUGUGGAUGAGGUGAGGAAGAAUGACACGCUGAUUGUUGUCGGCGAGACCGGUAGUGGCAAAACGACUCAAUUGCCACAGUUUUUGUAUGAUGGUGGGUUUUGUCAGGAUGGAAAAGUCAUUGGCAUCACUCAGCCUCGAAGAGUUGCAGCUGUGACAGUAGCAAAGCGUGUCGCCGAGGAAUGCAAUGAUCAGUUGGGCAGAAAGGUUGGAUACUCUAUAAGAUUUGAUGAUUCCACAUCUAAUGCAACAAGGAUUAAGUACAUGACCGAUGGUUUGCUUCUAAGGGAAGCCCUUUUGGAUCCACUCUUGUCUAAGUAUAGUGUUAUAGUUGUUGACGAGGCCCACGAAAGAACCGUCCAUACAGAUGUAUUGCUGGGUUUGUUGAAAAAAGUGCAGCAUUCCCGAUGUCUUCAUGCGAAUAAAAAUGGAAAGAUUUCUGACAGACCAGAUCACUCUCAAUCUUCUACCCUGAAGGCAUGCCAGGGAAUAAAGAUUGCACCUCUAAAACUGAUUAUUAUGUCUGCUAGUCUGGAUGCCAAGUGUUUUUCUGAUUAUUUUGGUGGCGCUAAAGCUGUACAUAUUCAAGGACGGCAAUACCCCGUGGACACACUGUAUACUUAUCAGCCUGAGUCGGAUUAUCUAGAUGCUACACUAGUUACGAUCUUUCAGAUCCAUUUGGAGGAAGGACCUGGAGACAUUCUUGCAUUUUUAACUGGUCAAGAGGAGAUUGAAUCACUAGAGAGGCUUAUUCAAGAGCGUGCUCGUCAACUUCCAGCAGAUAGUAGCAAGAUAUGGAUUACACCUAUCUACUCAUCUCUUCCAUCAGAACAGCAAAUGAAUGCAUUUAAGCCAGCACCAUCUGGAGCCCGGAAGGUAGUUCUAGCAACGAAUAUUGCAGAGACUUCUGUAACGAUACCUGGUAUUAAAUAUGUUAUUGAUCCUGGUAUGGUCAAAGCACGCGCCUACAAUCCUGUAACUGGAAUGGAGUCCCUAAUCAUCAUCCCUGUCUCUAAAGCACAGGCUCUUCAAAGGAGUGGCCGUGCUGGACGUGAGGGGCCAGGGAAGUGCUUUCGGUUGUUCCAAGAAUGCGAGUUUGAUAAACUGGCGGAAUCGACUAUUCCUGAGAUUAAACGAUGUAACCUCGCAAAUGUUGUACUACAGCUCAAAGCUCUUGGGAUUGAUGACAUCAUAGGUUUCGAUUUUAUGGAGAAACCAUCAAGGACGUCCAUUUUGAAAUCAUUGGAGCAAUUGAUUUUACUAGGAGCUUUGACUGAUGAUUAUAAGCUGUCAGAUCCAGUGGGUAAACAGAUGGCUAGGCUGCCUUUAGAUCCCAUGUACUCCAAGGCAUUGAUAGUGUCGAACGAAUUCAAGUGCUUGGAAGAAAUGUUGAUUGUUGUUUCUAUGCUUUCAGUGGAGUCAAUUUUCUUCACCCCUCGUGAGAAGUUGGAAGAGGCAAGAGCUGCUAGGAAGAGUUUUGAAAGCUCUGAAGGAGACCAUAUAACUUUGGUGAAUGUAUAUCGAGCUGCCGCAGAAUGCUUGGAAAAGAGCAAAAAUGCAAAUGCCAAAGAAAAGACAAUGGAAAAGGCUUUGAACAGAUGGUGCUUCGAAAACUUCAUCAAUUAUCGGUCUUUAAGACAUGCUCGUGAUGUUCACAGCCAAAUUCAGGGCCAUGUCCAACAAAUGGGGCUUAACCUGUCAUCGUGCGGCGACGACAUGGUUCAGUUCAGGAGGUGCCUCACCGCCGCCUUCUUCCUGAACGCGGCGAUGCGGCAGCCAGAUGGGUCAUUCAGGGCGCUGGCGACGGGGCAGAGCGUGCAGAUGCACCCUUCGUCGGUGCUGUUCCGGACCAAGCCGGACUGCGUCAUCUUCAACGAGCUGGUCCGGACGACGCAGAACUAUGUCAAGAACCUCACCCGCAUCGACCCGCUGUGGCUGGCCGAGCUCGCCCCGCAGUACUACGCCACAGAAGACUAGUUUUUUUCUUCUUCCUUUUGAUCAACUCAAAAUAGCCGUAGUUCCUUGUAACGACAAUGCCGUGGCAUGUCUUUUUUUUUUUCGUGGCCGUGGCAUUUGGUUAGCGCAGUGGCAUCCUGACGGUAACGCAUGGACGGAAUGCCAAAUGAUGUCGAUGCCGAUGCCAGGCCGCUGUAAGGUGGGGAGAAGAAUCUUACUACGACAUGUAUUUUAUUGUCUUUGCAGUUUAUCAUCCAAACUGGUUUGUUUGACCGUGAGUCACCACGUUAA